AUGCUUCCAUCCCUUCGCCGCUGCCUCCGUCCUUGCGGAGCACGCUUCGCCGGCUACCAGCCGCGCCGGGCUGGGCCGCCGACGGUUUACCACGAGGCAUACUCGCCGGAAUGGCCGGUGACGCACCGCUUUCCCAUGUGGAAGUUCAAGGAUUUGGCCGAGCUGCUGGUGGAGGAAGGUCUCCUGGAGUCCUUUUCUGACUUCGUCACUCCCCAAGAUCCGCCGGAUGAGUGGUUUACUUUGGCCCAUGAGGAGGAAUACUACCGAGGCUUCAUUGACAGCACACUGGAUCCUGUUCGCUGGCGACGCAUCGGGCACGCAAUGCUUGGAAGUCCUUUUGGCUUCUGCUUGCCAGACAAACGAGCAGAACGAGCCGCGCGGCAGCUGCGCUCUGGCACGAGCCAGUUCAACGGUGUACACUGGCACAAGCGGGGGAAGAAGUUUGGAGUGCAGGUUCGGUACGAUGGGAAACUUAUCCAUGUAGGGUACUUCUUGAAUGAGACGGAAGCUGCUUGUGAGUUUGACAAAACAUUGCGAUCCAUAUGCCGCGAUCCUGUAAGAUUGAAGAAAUCCCUGAACUUUCCGACGAAGGAGGAGGCAUCCUAUGAAGAACCAUUGUCGGAGAGGCGCUCCCGGGGUCUGAAAAAGAGCUCCAAAAACCGUGCGAAAGAUGUGGAGUCGUUGCAGCGUUUGCAGCAUCGCUUCUCGAAAUCUCCAGAGGCAUCAGAUUUUGAGAUUGCCAAUGUCCCGUCCCUGUCGAGAGUUGAUGCUUUGUUCCGGCCCCGAGGGGCGAAGAGCGGAGGCUUGCCGCUUCAGCUGAAGUCUUCGAGCUGCCAUAACUAUAGUGGUGAAUACUAUUUCUAUGCGUUUAGCAACACGAAGGGCUACGAGGGCAUGUUGCUUGUUCUGGUCGCUCUGGACCGUGACAUCAUAUGGAUGGUACCCGGAAGCGAGGUUUCACAGACAG
Symbiodinium necroappetens is the source of this 967-nucleotide messenger RNA. The record is from the annotation of a GenBank genome assembly. Lineage: Eukaryota; Dinophyceae; Suessiales; Symbiodiniaceae.